This is a messenger RNA of Acanthosepion pharaonis, 531 nucleotides long. Lineage: Eukaryota; Metazoa; Mollusca; Cephalopoda; Sepiida; Sepiidae. The record is from the annotation of a GenBank genome assembly.
AUGCAAUCGCUUUUUCUUGAUUGGCAGUUGUUUCUGCUUCUGUCUUAUGUGCACAAACCUCAAUUUAUCUGUAGGCAAUCCAAUAUUGAAUUCUCCAUUCUGUAUAAAGAGGUACGAAUCAAAGUGCGUGUCAGAGUCGCGGAUCCUUUAAUCAUAUCAAUCAAUCAAUUUUUAGUAACUCAGUCUAUUUAUGUUUAUUUCAGUCAUCUAUCUAUCUAUCUAUCUAUCUAUCUAUCUAUCUAUCUAUCUAUCUAUCUAUCUAUCUAUCUAUCUCAUUAUAUUUACUUCUUUCUCUCUCUCUCUUUCAGUGUAGCAGCUCUACGUUUACUUCUAUCUAAUUAUCUAUGUUCAUUUCUUUUCUCUGUCUCUCUCUCUCUGUCUCUCUCUCUCUCUCUCUCUCUAUCUAUCUAUCUAUUUUGUUUCUUCCUUUCUUUCUUUCUUUCUUUCUUUUUUAUCUAUCUAUCUAUCUAUCUAUCUAUCACAACACAAAAAAGUAGGGAAGUUGAUAUUAUGCUAGUCUUUGAAGUUUGA